AUGAUAAAUCAAACAGCGGCGACAGAAUUCUUCCUCCUGGGAUUUUCCAACCUCCGAGAAUUGCAGAUUUUACACUUUGUGAUAUUUCUCUCCAUUUAUUUGGCAACCAUGACUGGGAACUUCCUUCUCAUUCUGACAGUAGCCCAGAAUCCUCACCUUCACAAACCUAUGUAUUUCUUCUUGGUCAACCUAUCCAUUGUAGAUGCCUGCUUCAUUUCAACUACGAUUCCUAACUCCCUGGUCAAUUCCUUCCGGAACAAAAAAUGGAUUUCAUUCUCUGGAUGUGUCACACAGGUUUUCCUAGUAGUCACAUUUUUAUUUGCUGAGCUGACCUUCCUUACUAUAAUGGCUUAUGACCGCUAUGUAGCAAUCUGCCAUCCUCUGCAGUACCAGAUGAUCAUGAGCUGGAACACUUGCCUCCAAUUGGCAAGUACAUCUUGGAUGAGCAGUAUCAUCUAUGCAAUAAUACAAACAGCAAGUACCUUUCGAUUAUCUUUUUGUAGGUCCAGCAUCAAGCAAUUUUUCUGUGAUAUCCCUCCAUUACUGCUGAUAUCUUGCACAGAUACAAGAGUCAAUGAAUGGCUUCUGAUUGGAACUGUGUUUACUGUAGGCUUAUUUUGCUUUAUGUGUAUAUUUGUUUAUUAUAAAUGUAUCUUCUCUGCUGUGUUAAAGAUCCAGUCAGCUCAGGGUAGGAAAAAGGCCCUUUCCACCUGCACGCCACACCUGAUUGUCUUUACUUUGUUUUUUUUCACGUGUACAUUUUCAUACCUGAAGCCCAAGGCCUUGUCCUCUCCACCUGUGGAUUUAUUGGCUGCUUUUCUAUAUACGGAAUUGCCCCCUCUGAUGAAUCCCAUCAUCUAUAGCCUGAGAAAUAAAGAAAUCCAAAUGGCCAUGCAGAAAGUGGCAAAGAAACUGUUUGGAUUUCAGUGGGUGAUGAAUUGA
Messenger RNA from Sphaerodactylus townsendi, 942 nucleotides. Its product is annotated as olfactory receptor 14C36-like. The record is from RefSeq and is a predicted model, not a curated record. NCBI's taxonomy places the organism in Eukaryota, Metazoa, Chordata, Lepidosauria, Squamata, Sphaerodactylidae. Gene Ontology annotation, cellular component: membrane. Gene Ontology annotation, biological process: G protein-coupled receptor signaling pathway. Gene Ontology annotation, molecular function: G protein-coupled receptor activity; olfactory receptor activity. The transcript has a single exon. Bases 1 to 942 code for a protein of 313 amino acids.